CACAUGGCACUGGUUCAUCACCGUCCUAUAUAGUUAUCCUACAGCUCAGGCUUUAUACUGUGGCUAGAAAAGAGCAAGAUUUGCUGUCAACCGAGAUCGUCAACCGUGGGAUCGAGUCAUCGGGGCCAAACGCCGGCUCCUUAACCUUCUCCGUUCGAAGGCGGCUCCCGGAUUUUCUCCAGUAAGUCAACUUGAAAUAUGUGAAGUUGGGGUACCAUUAUUUGAUCAACCAUGGGAUUUACUUGGCUACCAUACCUGUGCUGGUGCUUGUUUUUAGUGCCGAAGUGGGCAGCCUCAGCAGGGAAGAGCUUUGGAAAAAGCUUUGGGAAGAUGCUCGUUAUGAUCUCGCCACUGUGCUUUCGUUCUUCGCUGUGUUUGUGUUCAACGUCUCGGUCUACUUCAUGUCACGCCCUCGGUCCAUUUAUCUUGUUGAUUUCGCUUGUUAUCGUCCCCACGAUGAUCUCAAGAUGACCAAGGAUCAGUUUAUUGAACUCGCAAGAGCGUCGGGCAAGUUCGAUGAACCGAGCCUUUUCCAGAAGAGGAUACUGAAAACGUCGGGGAUCGGUGACGAGACGUAUGUCCCGAAGGCGAUUAUGUCGAAAGAAAACUGUGCAGCGUCGACUGGGAUGUUCGGUGCACUCGACGAGCUCUUCGAAAAGAAGAGGAUUCGACCCAAGGAUGUUGGGGUUCUUGUCGGGAACUGCAGCAUUUUCAAUCCGACGCUGUCUCUCUCGGCGAUGAUCAUCAACCGUUAUAAGAUGAGGGGCAAUAUUUUGAGCUAUAAUCUGGGCGGGAUGGGGUGCAGCGCGGUGAUCGUCGCGGUGGAUUUGGCUCGGGACAUGUUGCAGGCCAACCCGAAUAACUAUGCCGUGGUGGUGAGCACUGAGAUGGUAGGGUACAAUUGGUACCCGGUAAGGAUCGGUCAAUGCUUGUUCCGAAUUGUUUUUUCAGGAUGGGAUUCUCCGCCGUGCUUUUGUCUGACCGCCAUCGUGACUACCGCCGUGCUAAGUACAGGCUUGAACACCUUGUGAGGACGCAUAAGGGAGCUGAUGAC
Messenger RNA from Hibiscus syriacus, 1054 nucleotides. Its product is annotated as 3-ketoacyl-CoA synthase 10-like. Gene Ontology annotation, biological process: fatty acid biosynthetic process. The record is from RefSeq and is a predicted model, not a curated record. Gene Ontology annotation, cellular component: membrane. Bases 402 to 1031 code for a protein of 209 amino acids. Gene Ontology annotation, molecular function: acyltransferase activity, transferring groups other than amino-acyl groups. Lineage: Eukaryota; Viridiplantae; Streptophyta; Magnoliopsida; Malvales; Malvaceae. The transcript has 2 exons.